Haliotis rufescens (red abalone) is the source of this 2651-nucleotide messenger RNA. Its product is annotated as protein unc-93 homolog A-like. Gene Ontology annotation, biological process: transmembrane transport. Lineage: Eukaryota; Metazoa; Mollusca; Gastropoda; Lepetellida; Haliotidae. The record is from RefSeq and is a predicted model, not a curated record. The coding region runs from base 138 to 1058 and encodes 306 amino acids. Gene Ontology annotation, molecular function: transmembrane transporter activity. The transcript has a single exon.
UCAUUCUGGGAGCAGUUACGGGACCGUUAUGGACGUCACUAGGGAUUUACCUCACAUCCUGUGCUUUUUCCUUCAGUGAACGUACCGGUGUGGAGCUACAAACCUCUCUCAGCAGAAUUAACGGGAUUUUCUUCGGAAUGUUUGAACUUAGUAAUAUCGUGGGUAACCUACUAUCGUCCCUUGUACUGUAUCAAGGCCAGUAUAACAGCACCAACUUGAACACUACUUCCUUUUGUGGAGCUCAUGAUUGUCCUGAAGCAGAAACAGUGGACAUCAUCGCUGAUCCCGAACCCACUGUGGUUUACAUGCUUCUGGGUGUGUUUCUAGGAUGUGUCGUCACGGGGCUAGGGGUUGUGAUUAUUUUCCUUUCACCAGUACACAAUCAGUCCUCAACCAACAAGAACACAAUCAAACAGUCACUGUGGUCCUGGUUCAGACUCAUCAUCAAGACUGAUAUCAAGUUUCUGCUUCCAUUUAUGUUAUAUUUAGCUAUAGAGCAGGUUGUGGCAUUUACUGAACUAACCAAAUCAUACGUGAGCUGUCCUUUCGGAAUACAAAACGUCGGCUACGUGAUGACAGUAUACGGAGUUAGUUCUGCAACAAGCAGUUUCGUAUUCAGCAAAUUAGCUAGAUUUGCAAGACGAUAUGUUCUACUGGGCCUUGCUGGGGUUCUUCAGAUGGCGUUGAUGUUGUGGAUGUAUCACUUGGUUCCGUCUUACCAUGACAUUCACCUCGUCUAUGUCAUAUCUACAGUAUGGGGAGUUGCGGAAGGAAUAUGGAAAACCCAGACGAACUCCCUUAUAGGGGAAAUAUUUCAUGACAAUAAGCAGUCAGCAUUUGCAGUAUAUGAAGGUGUCAAAUAUACAGCAUUCACUUGUACGCUUGUGUACAGUAGUAUGUUGUGUGUCUAUAUUAAACUUAUAGUUGCAUUGGUUAUCCUGGUACUGGGGAUGGCACUUUAUGCUAUGGUUGAAGUCAGAUAUCUAAGGAAAUGCCACAAAAGGAGGUCUGAAAGCGAACAGAAAGAAGCUGCUAAAAUCGAAACUAUUGAUACUUGAAGUUAAAAACAUGAUUACUGUAACUUCUGUGGGAGUAUCGCUUCAAUAACCCAAUACGUUACAUUAUUUGCCAUGGCUUAUGCCUCGCACAGCAGUACGAGCAAGCUGUCUCGUGCAUCAAGUUGUUCUUUUUCGAAUUUUAUGGUACAGGUAUUCCAGAAUGACGGAAUUAACGACAUGUACAUUGUUCAUGCAAGGUUGUUAGAGUCGGUGUGGUGAUAUUAUUUCACAUUUGGAUAAUAAUUCAGUCUCCUUAAACGUAGACUUCAUUGACACAUUCCAUGGUCAUUCCAUGGUCAACUUCUCUGGUCUAAAAGUGCAUUCAUUUGCAAAAUCCCCGGAGGUAUCGUAUUAGGUUUCAUAGCACUUACCACUCAUACACGUUGCAUAAAAUAGACAUAAUCACGAAUCUGUAUAUUUACACUGCCCAGAUUUGCGUAACUUUUGAGUGACAGAAACCAAUGAUCGUGGGCUCCAUUCGCAGAUUCGCCCUGAUUAUGUUUAUCUGAACAGGUUAACGUCUAAGACCUAGGUUGCUUACUAUUCAAAGUUGUGUUAAGCAAACCACAACACUAGUGCCUCUUAUACUGUAAUAUGCGUUUUCAUGUAAUUGAUUAUAUCUCACACCUAAAUAAAGCUCUCUCGGUACAAGGAAUAGUACAUUUCCAUGACAUUGUGUGCCCUCAUGUUUGCAACAUGGUUUGAAAUUGUUGGAUUCUAUACGACAUCACCAUAAGACCUUCAGAUUAAUCUUUUGGUUUACUGUUUACACCUAACAUAUCCACCACUCACUCACCACAAUUACUCACGGUUGCAUCAUUUUGCAAUAUCAUGUCUAAAUGUUUAUGAGUCUGUACUUCAUUAAUUAUUGUAUCCUUCAUUUCGGUGAAAAUACGAAUAAAGCUCAUGAGAUGUCAAAUGUUUCACUUAUAUCUAAAACACCUCACUUAUGCUUCAACUAACAAACAUGCACAGAAGUGAUUGUGUAACAUAAAUGUUCAUCUAAUUGUGUAAUGGAACAAAAAGUGUGAACAGUGUGAACGUUAUUUAUUAAACUUGAAAGUAUCCCGUUUUGAUUGAUAUUGAUGGCAAUGUAGCCUACUUAAGAACAGAAUAAGCACUUUGUGUGAUUUACAGGAUAUCGGCAACGAUAAUCCUCUUUCAAUGUACUACCAGAUACAUUAAUUUAAAGGUUAUUGAAUCUGUCCGUAAUGAUUUAACCCAAACAAAUCGCUGCAGUAGCUUAUAAGGAUUAAAUGUUUAAUACUUAAUCGAUAACGUUCUGUCAAAUUUAUGUUUUACUACCUUAGGAGAGCUAAAUAAUACUAUUUAACACAUGUAUAUACUUGUUUACAGUUAUUCUGAUAAUGAUAUCACCGAUAUGUGUAUUGGAGAGGUCAUCAAAUAUGUAUUUUGCCUGUUAACCAAUCCAGGUUAUCUGUCAUAGAAAUACAAAAUCGUUUGAACUUUAAACUACGAUGUUCAGUAUAACACUCACAAUAAACAUGUUUAGCUCAUACCUGCUUUGAUUGACAGUCCCUGGUGUGGCGAUGUUUGUUUGACGUGCCCCCUCUGCUUGUAAGAACAGGAUUA